Gastrolobium bilobum is the source of this 3027-nucleotide messenger RNA. RefSeq names its product anaphase-promoting complex subunit 5. Gene Ontology annotation, cellular component: anaphase-promoting complex. Gene Ontology annotation, biological process: protein K11-linked ubiquitination; positive regulation of mitotic metaphase/anaphase transition; anaphase-promoting complex-dependent catabolic process. Lineage: Eukaryota; Viridiplantae; Streptophyta; Magnoliopsida; Fabales; Fabaceae. The transcript is spliced from 20 exons. The record is from RefSeq and is a predicted model, not a curated record. The coding region runs from base 140 to 2905 and encodes 921 amino acids.
UGAUCAGCUUCAACCUUCAUUUGACAAAUUAGGCAUCGGAGCCAACGUCAUUUAACUCUACUCAACUUGUCUUUUGUUGCACGCGCGCACACCAAUCUUCUAAGCAUUUCAUCAUACAAAAAGCAGACAGAGAUUGAGGAUGGCUGGGAUUUUGAAACAGCCAGGUGCAUUUGCAAUCACGCCCCACAAAGUAUCACUCUGCAUACUCCUCAAGAUCUACGCUCCGCCAGCUCAAAUAUCUGUACCCUUCCCUUUCUCUUCCGUUUCUCAGCACAAUCGCCUUGGCUUGUUCCUGUUAGCCCUCACCAAGUCCUGUGAUGAUAUCUUGGAGCCAAAAUUGGAUGAACUCAUCAAUCAACUGAGAAUGAUGAGCCAGAACUGGGAGGCAUCUUGGGUUAUUGAUCAGUUGAUGAGUAGAUUAUCAUCUCUGUCAUCACCUGAUGAUUUGUUUAAUUUUUUCAGUGAUAUACGAGGAAUACUUGGGAGUCCUGAUUCAGGUGCUGUUGAAGAUGACCAGGUUAUUUUGGACCUGAACAGUAACCUGGGGAUAUUUCUUCGUCGUUGUGUACUUGCUUUCAAUUUGCUAUCAUUUGAGGGUGUAUGCCAUCUCUUAACAAACAUUGGGAUCUAUUGUAAAGAAGAAUUCUCAAAUUGUCCUCCUUUUGAAGAACCAAGUUUAGAUGAUUCUAGUAGUAAUCUCGAGACAUAUUCAGAGUAUGAGAACAUGGAGCUGGAGAACUUUGUCUAUGAAAAGGUUUCAGAAGAAACCGAAGCAACAAAGGAGGCUAGUGAAAGAGUUCCAUUCCAUCUUCAUACACCCAACACACUUCUGAGUUUAGUUGAUGAUAUUGACGUGCCUGCUGAUUCAGUAUCCAAACAGAGUGAGAAAGUUAGAGUAGCUAGUCUGUAUGGAGACCCUCCAAGUAACAUGCCACGAGAUAUUGAUUCCAGCGGUGCGGUAUUUCUGCGCACAAACUGGCAGGUGCAAGGGUACUUACAAGAGCAAGCUGAUACCCUUGAAAAGAAUGGUAGUACUGUCUCUUUGAAUGGGUUUGAUAUUAUUCUACGGCAGCUACAAAAGUUGGCUCCUGAACUACAUCGGGUUCACUUUUUGAGUUACUUGAAUGGUCUUGCUCAUGAUGAUUAUAUUGCUGCUUUGGAGAAUCUUCAUUGCUAUUUUGAUUACAGUGCAGGGACUGAAGGAUUUGAUUAUAUUCCUCCAGUUGGUAGUACCUUUGGAAGAUAUGAAAUUGCUUUAUUAUGUUUGGGGAUGAUGCAUUUUCACUUUGGUCAUCCUAAACUGGCUUUAGAGGUUUUGACGGAAGCAGUUCAUGUUUCUCAGCAGCAAAGUAAUGAUACCUGUCUUGCAUACACUUUAGCAGCUAUCUCAAACUUGCUGUCCGAAAAUGGCAUCUCAAGUACAGUUGGGAUACUAGGAUCGUCAUGCUCGCCUUUUACAAGUAUAGGUAUUUCACUAUCUGUUCAGCAACAAUUGUUUGUUCUCUUAAGAGGUUCUUUGAAGAGAGCAGAAAAUUUAAAGUUAAAACGGUUGGUGGCUUCCAAUCAUCUGGCAAUGGCCAAAUUUGACUUAACGCAUGUUCAAAGGCCCUUGCUGUCAUUUGGUCCAAAAUCUUCCAUGAAGCUGAGUACGUGCCCAGUUAACGUUUGCAAGGAACUGAGGUUAAGUUCUCAUCUGAUUAGUGAUUUUAGCUCUGAGAGUUCUGCAAUGACAAUUGAUGGUGCCUUUAGUACAGCUUGGCUUAGGAAUUUACAAAAGCCAAUGGGUUCUCUAGUUUUGUGUCAGGAGAAUGGAUCUGGUAGCAGUUCUAAUGUUUCCCAAUUCUGUGCACAACCAACCUCAAUUCCUGGAUCUGUAUUGCAAGUAUUGGGUUCAUCUUAUAUACUUCGUGCAACUACAUGGGAGUUAUAUGGCAGUACUCCACUGGCGCGCAUAAAUGCUCUUGUGCAUGCAACUUGCUUUGCUGAUGCAUCAAGCUCAUCAGAUGCAGCGUUAGCAUAUGUAAAGCUCAUUCAACAUUUAGCAGUCUUUAAAGGAUACAAAGAGGCUUUUUCUGCCCUUAAAAUAGCUGAAGAGAAGUUUCUAUCUGUCUCAAAAUCACAAAUUUUACUGCUGAAGUUGCAGCUGCUUCAUGAGCAUGCUUUACAUCGUGGACGUUUAAAGCUAGCCCAGAAACUCUGUGAUGAACUUGGUGUUUUGGCAUCACCAGUAACCGGUGUAGAUAUGGAGCUAAAGACAGAAGCAAGCCUUCGCCAAGCUCGUACAUUGCUUGCAGCAAAUCAAUUCCGAGAGGCAGCUACUGUGGCACACUCCCUCUUCUGCAUGUGCUAUAAAUACAAUUUGCAAGUUGAGAAUGCUUCAGUUCUUCUUCUACUUGCCGAAAUUCACAAGAAAUCAGGCAAUGCGGUUCUAGGCCUUCCAUAUGCUUUAGCAAGCCUCUCAUUCUGCCUAUCAUUUAAUUUGGAUCUUCUAAAAGCCUCAGCUACUCUUACUCUAGCUGAGCUGUGGCUCUCUCUUGGAUCAAGCCAUGCAACAAGGGCUCUGAACCUUAUCCACGGAGCUUUCCCAAUGAUUCUUGGUCAUGGUGGUUUGGAGCUCCGCUCACGGGCCUAUAUUGUUGAGGCAAAAUGCUAUCUAUCAGAUAUAAACUUCAACGUCUCCGAAAAUUACAAGAUUGUGAUAGAUUCAUUAAGGCAAGCAUCUGAAGAACUCCAACUUUUGGAGUUUCAUGAAUUGGCGGCUGAAGCUUUCUAUCUGAUGGCUAUGGUAUAUGACAAACUGGGGCAAUUGGAGGAAAGGGAAGAAGCUGCUGCUUCAUUUCAGAAGCAUAUAUUGGCUCUCGACAAUCCACAAGAUCAGGAUGAUCCUUUUGUUAGUAUGUUUUGAAUGUACUAGAUACCCAAUUUUGUUUUAUGGAAGCUUACCAAAUCGUAUACAAUGCUGACCUCGGUACACUAUAAUCUGUAAUUACCAUUCAGUAAUUUAUAGCUGUAAUCAUUUUGUUUCCA